AAUGUUUGUCGACUUAUGGUUAAAUUUCUGUUGUGCAAGAAGGCCGAAACAGGAAGCACAAGAUCAGCCUAUAAGCUUAAAGGAAGAUUCUAACAAACCAAUACUUGAUACAGGGUAAGCAUAUGUACCAUCACCUGUUGAGCAGAAAGCUCUACAGUCUACAUCUUAAGAGUUACGGCAGAAGAUAUAGGAAGCUUAAGAGAGGCGGCAGUAAUAGUAGUAACCGCAAUAGCAGAACCACUUCCAGAAUAUGAUAAAUAAGGGAGCAGUAAAAACAUCAAUUGAAAUGGAAGGUAUGUUGACAAUUAUUAUUAAGAGUGGAACCUGUUGAAGGAUUUCUCUCAUUAUCUGAUAAUAAAUCCAAUAAAAUGGCUAGCUGGGAAGCAUUAGAACUCUCAAGAUAAAAUGAUGUUUUAGGAUAACUAGCUCAGUUCUCAAUCUUAGCUAAAUCAGUUUCCUCUAAUAAUGGUCCAUAUUAAGGAAGUAAUCCAGGAAGUUAGCAGGGGUCUGAUUAAUAAAUAAUGUCUGGACCUUAUCCAUAGUAAGAUAUCAUUAAGAAAUCAUUAGGUAAAAUAUUCAAACUCUUGCUUAAACUACAUAAUUGGAUGUAAUAGAGGAGUACCCAAAAAAAUCAAUGAUAAAGUAAUAAUAAAUCUCUAUACAUUAUUAGAUCAUAAAGCUAAAUAUCGCUUGAAACCGGAAAAAUUGAGAAAAAACGAAUCCAAAAAGAUAAAAAACAACAAAAGGAUAAAGCAAAUAAAGGAUCAGCAAAUGAUAACUCUAUAAGAAAAGAAGUUAGUCAUGCAAAACUUUGGGAUAAGAAUGAAGAUGCUAUUUUAAGACAGGCCUACAUAAAUUUUAAUGGAAAUUGGAGAAAGAUAGCAGAAUAGUUGCCAGGAAGAAAUAUGAAUUAAUGUUCAUAAAGAUGGAGAAGAUUGAAUCCAUAAGAAGUAUAUCUUAUUAUUUAUAUUAAGAAUAAUAAGAAGAAAUGGACUUUUGAUGAUGAUUAAAAAAUUACUCAACUUGUCUAAAAAUACGAUAAAAAUUGGGCAGAAAUAGCAAAACAUCUACCAGGUAAAAGUGGAAAGCAAAUAAGAGAAAGAUAUCUCAAUAAAUUAGAUCCUUCAAUUAAUUCAUCUGCUUGGACUAAAGAAGAAGAUGAUAUUAUUUUGAAGGUUUAUAAAGAACAUGGUGCUAAGUGGAGUAUCGCUUCAAAAUAAUUGAAAGGAAGACCAGUAAGCAUAUAUUUUUAUUAAUCAGGAAAAUACUGUUAAAAACAGAUUUUACUCUUACAUUAGAAGAGUCUUUUUGGGUCAGUAGAACCCAUAUUCAGUCGUUUUAAAUAAUGGUGACGUUAAUGGACAUGAAAAUACAUUGUCCCAAGAUAGUGAAUCCAUUAAAUAAGCUUUAUCAAUGGACUAAACUCCUUCAGUAAUAAUUUUUAACAUAUUUAGUUCACUGCUUCUUCCUACUUAAGUUCUUUUAUGGAUGAUGACUAUAUGGAAGAUGAAGAUGAACCAAAUGAAUAAGAAGAUUAGUUUAAAAUUUGAUA
Molecule: messenger RNA, 1552 nt
Organism: Paramecium pentaurelia
Lineage: Eukaryota; Ciliophora; Oligohymenophorea; Peniculida; Parameciidae
Source: the annotation of a GenBank genome assembly